UUAAAAGUUUGAGGUUUGACAAUAAAUCCAUUUUAUUAUGAAGAAGCAUUUUAACACAGAUAGAAAAAUCGGUUCAAAGAAAAUUAUUCAAAAUAAUGCAAAAAUAUGAAAAAUUGGAGAAGAUUGGAGAAGGAACCUAUGGAACAGUAUUUAAAGCCAAGAACAGAGAAACACAUGAAGUUGUCGCCUUAAAGAGAGUGCGUCUGGAUGAUGACGAUGAGGGUGUUCCAAGUUCAGCUUUGAGAGAGAUUUGCUUGUUAAAAGAACUGAAGCACAAGAAUAUUGUGAGGUUACAUGAUGUCCUUCACAGUGAGAAGAAACUGACCCUGGUGUUUGAGUAUUGUGACCAGGAUCUAAAGAAGUACUUUGACAGCUGUAACGGGGAGAUAGAUCAGGACAUUGUUAAGUCCUUCAUGUACCAACUGCUAAGGGGACUGGCCUUCUGUCACAGUAACAAUGUACUACACAGAGAUCUGAAGCCCCAGAAUCUACUGAUAAACAAGAAUGGUGAACUGAAACUAGCAGAUUUUGGUUUGGCUAGAGCAUUUGGAAUACCAGUGCGGUUUUAUUCUGCCGAGGUGGUUACGCUGUGGUACAGACCUCCCGAUGUUCUGUUUGGAGCCAAAAUGUACUCGACUUCCAUUGACAUGUGGUCGGCGGGCUGUAUAUUUGCAGAAAUGACCAAUGCUGGCAGACCACUCUUCCCAGGCAAUGAUGUGGAAGACCAGCUCAAAAGAAUUUUUAAGUAUCCUUUAAAACCUCAAAAAGAGAUGGCUAAAAUAGGCUUUGCCUGCAGCACAAUCCCAUUUACUUUCAUUUGUGAAUACUUUUUUAUAAAUAAACAAAUAAUCCUUGACAUUGUAAGAUUGCUUGGAACACCCACAGAGGAGUCCUGGCCAGUACAACAUGGAUGCAAGUGGUCCCCAAAGUUAAAUCCAAAGGGACGUGACCUCCUACAGCGGCUCCUGAUCUGUAACCCACCAGGACGACUGUCGGCCGAGGAGGGCAUGCUUCACCAAUACUUCAGUGACCUUGACCCUGCCAUUAAACUUGCUACAGAUAACUCCGCACUCAUUGUACAAGGGAGAUAACCCAUUAGGUUCAUUUUAGGAGACAACAAAUUCUAGUCAAGAGUGUAUGAUCUCAUCGCUUAGGGAAUGUACAUGUGAAUUGUUCCUGGCAUAUUGAAGGGGUGUAAAAUGUUUAUUCUUGGCUGAAUUUUAAAAGAAUGGUCAUCUAAAGAGAUUGUCAAAAGACGUGUUAUUUUUAGUUUGUAUAAAGAUGUGAUUUACAUGUAUAUGCAGCUGAGUAAUUCAGUGGGAAACCAAUUUCAGCUCCAAAAACAAGCAUGUACAUAUACAAGGAAAAUUUGAAUUAAGCAUUGUUUGUACAUAAAAGUAGUGAAUUGAGAAGGAAAAGGGAACGUUUUUCAGAAGAUGUAUGGCUGUGAUUUGUUUGAACAUGUUUUGUUAUAGAUGUAAAUAAUUUACAUUAAUUUAUAAUU
Molecule: messenger RNA, 1504 nt
Organism: Saccostrea cuccullata (small rock oyster)
Lineage: Eukaryota; Metazoa; Mollusca; Bivalvia; Ostreida; Ostreidae
Product: cyclin-dependent kinase 5-like
Exons: 11
Coding region: 96-1091 (331 amino acids)
Biological process (GO): neuron apoptotic process; synaptic vesicle transport; protein phosphorylation
Cellular component (GO): cytoplasm; nucleus
Molecular function (GO): cyclin-dependent protein serine/threonine kinase activity; ATP binding
Source: RefSeq, a predicted model, not a curated record